CGAUCUGGACCUCUAUGAUAGUAAUGCCUAAGUGUUUCUACGGCUAUUGGAGCCCGGAAGUUGGUCAGUGUAGAUUUGCUAGGUGUAUAUGUUUUUGUUACUUGCUAUAGCCACAAAAAUCUUGGGUCAAAUAUCCAUUUUGUUAUCCAUUGCACUUUAUCAUUGGCGUGCAGCGACUGGCAGUUUUAAGUGCACAAGAGUCCAGGCUUCGUGUUUCUCCUCUCCAAUUCAAAGACACUCCCAUCACAUUUCUAAGCCACAGUAUUAACACAGCAGUGAACUCGAAGCGCUUACAAUUUCAGGACAUAAUGACGAUAUAAUGGACAACCAGGUGAAAAGGCAAAACGCCAAUAAAAUCUCUCCCAAUGGCAAGAAGCUGUCUGGAGUUCAAAAAAAGGAAGGGAUAGCCAAAACUUCUGACAGGUUAGAACGGCGCCAGGCCAACGUCAAAGGUCUUUCUCGAAAAUAUGAAGCGAAGCCUUCCCAUUUUAACUACACUGGUUGUAAAGAGACGCCUCACACUUGCUUGGUUGUAGCUCCACCAGAACUUGAGAAGCCUCAAGAAAACGAUGCUGACGGUGAUGAAAAAGCCGACACAAAAGUGGCGACAGAGUCCUCAGUUAUGAAGCUGAAGGACGAGCAGCAGGCCUACGACAAACAGAGCUCCAGCUGCAAGUCCUACACAUCGAGAGUGAAGCUCCUGACUAGCCUGAGAAGAAGCACCAAGUCGAGGUCACCUUCCACGCGCGGGAAGAAGACGAGGUUACAUUUUGAAGCAAAGGAGAGGAAUGUCAGAGCUAACAAGUUUGGCAGAGUAGCAGCUAGAAAUCUUAGCCCCAAGGUGUCUCGCGCACCAGCCGUCCCCGAAAAAACAACGAAUAAGAUUGAUAGUGAAAACAUCAUUCUCGCUAGUGAAGCAAGUGGAAAUCUUCGUCCGCUCUGCCUUCCUUUUGGGACUGCCUACUCCAAUGAAAGCUCUGCAGUUUAUCCCCUGGAGUCAUUAGAAUCUAUCGAGUCUAUUUCAGAUCUAUUUGACAACUGUGAAUCCUUCAGUAACAACAUUCCUGCCUGUGACCCUCCAUGUUUAGAUGACAACCCCAACGACUACUGUCCUAUUGAAGCCAAGCAAAAAUAUUUCUGUGUCGAAAAGAGUUACGAUAAGUUGGUAGAAGAUAAUAAACGAACUGCAGACAAAUAUUGCGUCGAGAGUUCGCAAUGUAGUCACGAACAUUGUCACGCAGAUGAUCGCUAUAUAAAGACACUCGAAAAUAGCAAAUCGAAUGAUGACUUUAAAACUUGUGAUGAAAAUACAGAUUUAAACUUGGAGUCAAAAGAAGUUGUGAUUGAAAAAAUGAAUUUUUGCUGGGAGGAGAAAGAGAAAGACUCUCUAGACAUUCAUAGCCAUGGCGACGAGGUUUUGGCACUGGCGGAUAGACGCUUCGCGAAGGAGUCUCUAGAAUCACACCUUUCCACUAAUCAGCCAAACGGAGAAGGUAUCUCAGAGGGGAUGAACCUCACUGAGGGGGAAGAAGACGAUCUUGAUGAGCGGGAGAUUCCAGAGAAACUUUGCUUGCAGACUUACGCCAAGAGUAAAGAGGGAGAAGCUUUUCAAGUAUGCAAGGGUGCGCAAAAGAGAAAGAGUACGGAGCUUUUUAAAGUCCAUGUCCACGUCCACGCCCGAAGCCACCAAACUGCGCACACGAUGUCACCAAAGCCAAAUGUCAAAAACACGAAAGAAAUGGUUAGAUCCCAUGGUGAAACUGUAUUUCAGAAAAACUCUGCAACAUCUCGAGGAAAUAGAAAGGAAACUGUAAAAAGCAGAGAUGGCACGAAGCUGGAAGCUAACUGUGAUUACGGCAAAGAAACGUUUUCAUUUCUGCAGGCUUACAAGAUGUCGGAUAUUCAGAAAUAUGCUUAUCGGUUAAGCCCAAGCCCUUCGAUAGCCUUGAAACAAAAACAAGUGAACCUGGCCUCGUGUGGAACGUUUUUAAAGACAAGUGCACCCACCGCCCAACGAACCGCUUCGUGUAGAAUGUCUAGGUCGUCUUUAAUUUCUGAAAAAAAUUCAGAUAAGUCAGUAAAACUCAACAAAGCGACAGUUUUAGAUCUGCCAAAAGAAAGCCCGAAGAUUCAAACAGAGAAAAAUAGUAUGAAACAUGCGCAGCAGGCGGGAAGAGAAAAAAACUACAACCUUUACAGCAGUGGGGUAGAUCGAGAUAGAAGCUCUCCGGAGAAAAGGUCAAGGCCGUAUUCCAAAUCUGUCGUCCCCAGCAGAUGUCAAAAUGAGAUUAGUGGUAGUACAAAGUUGCACUCAGCUCCAUACAAAAGCCAUCCCAUGUCCACGAAGACAGCGCCUCAGAAAUUUUCUCAAAAAACAUCCACAAAGAAUCAAUCUUCUUCCGUUGUGAAAAUCAACUACAGCCGCGGAGGGGAUCAGAAAAUGAAGUCUAACGCUGGGGCGUCCCUGCACAUAACUCCGCUUUACGGUAAAGCUCAAUCUGGCUCAGAUAAAUGCGGGCCGCAUUUUCUAGAAAAUUUGGCCCAUCUGACAGCUCAGAGUAACGAAUCUUCUAAUAAGAGUACAGAAGGCAUUUUUUCUAGAGCCAUUUUUCAGCCCAGAAAAACCCAAAACAUGAGUAGUCAUCCCAAACAAUUGAAAACUGCAGUGUGCUCAUCAAGCCUUCUAUUGCUUAAGAGUAAGUCUCUUGUAGCCCAAAACUCUCAUAUGGACAACUUUAGUAUUAAGAGAGCAAGCUCUGCUUGUUCCACGUCACGGGCAGAGCGCGAAAGAAAAGCCUCCAGAGACAGAGACGUAAGGGCUGCGGUUACAUUGAAAACAGCUCAUAUAUAUUCAAACGAAUCCAUAGGCAUCGAAAAAAAGGAAACAAGUAGAGUUGAAACAACUUGUGCAGAGAAAUCUAAGACUCAACUAUCUAAAAACAAAAUUCCUGCCACAAAAAACAUUACCUCUACCGUGAGAAUCAAAGAAGCUUCUUCGGAAAAACGUAACGUUACUAGACUUGAUAAAGUCAACGAUCGCAAAGGAAAAGAAGCCACGCAAUCGAUCAAGAACGUUCGCAAAGAUUUUUCGAAAGAGUUUUCUAAUGAAGAAAGCCAACACUUGACUAAACACUGCAAAAGCACACGGAACUUUGUGGAAAAUAUUGCGGUUAGUCAGCAAGGAAGCCAAGAAGAGUUGAUGCCGCAAUCUGUAGUUCAGGAAACUAAAGAGAUGAAGCAAUGCUGUAUAAGAGUAUCCACCAUCCAGGAAGCUAAAGAUGUCGCAAAAUCCCUCAUGACAUCCGCCUACAAAGACCUGAUGACAGCCAACCGCUGGGUGUCUUGUAACGAGGACGUGUCCAUGGUCAGCACUGAAAAUGUGGAUUUCAUGGAAGCUUUAAGAAAAUUUGAACUCGCGAGCCAAGUGAAGCAGUCAAAAGACGCGGAGGACAAAAUGCCCCCAAGACUAUCUGCAAACGUUCAUCUAUCUAAAGACAUGACGAGGAAAGAAAUGGAGAGCUCAGAUGACGACGAGAGACCCCCUUCAAGGCUAAAGCAUUGCAGGAGAGCCACCGCAUCCUUUGGUGAGAUCAAUCUUCUGGACACAUUGGUGGACUCGCCCCAUCAAAACACUGAGGAGAAGCAUACAGUCAACGUAAGAAAAAUUGACUUUGAGCCUAUGAUCUGUAUACCUUUGGCGAACUCAGAGUCGGCAAUCAAAGUUGACCAUCAGGACAUUGGUAUAGACUGCCAAAGUCUUUGUUUAAUCAAAGAUUUGUGCAAAUCCCCACUCGGGGCAGAGAAUAGUGCUAAGGGGGAUAACAGUAAGAGUUUACUAGAUGCGUUAGUCCAGAAAGGGAAUGAGAACGAAAUGUGUCCCAUAAGAGAUGCAUCGGACGAUCAAUUAGAACUUACAACAAAUAAACAGCUCUCACCAACUUGUACGGAUAAGUCGCAAUUCAAAGUAGAUGUUUUGAGCAAUCACGAUGAUGCCAUUAAUGUCGUAUACGAGUAUCCAAUACAUAAUAUAAUGAAUGCGGAUGUUGAUGAAUCGGGUUGCCAGCGUGGUAUGGAUGCGCCGAUUGAUAAGGACUUCACCGAAAGUAGCAAUUUAAUCACUAAUUGCAUUAACAAUUAUGACUAUGUCACCGAAGUCGAGGCUAGUGGUCCCAACAGCUUUCCAAGCGGAAGUGAACAAUUAAGCUCUUUUGCCAAGAAAAAGCAAAGCGAUGAAGGCACUACAAAAAUAUGUAGCUCUGGGCCGGAGACGUUUGUUGGUCAAGAAAAAAAGGAGACAUCACCCUCUGCUUCGCAUUCAUGCAGCACUAAUUGCAGCUGCCAUGCUGUAGAGGAACGCUCGCCGCCCAUUGCUCUUGGAGAUCACAACCAAGAAGCUGAGGACUCUGAAAGUGACGAUGCGAAAAAAAGUGACUGUAAUGAAGUCAUCAGUAACGCUGAAACCACUGGGAUAACUGACCCCCAGUCCUUGGAGGAAACAUUAACAGUGACAUUGGUCGAGAAGGUGAACCAUUACUUGGCCAAUGUCAGCCCUAGUGUUGAAUGGAACAAUAAAACCGUGAGCUCAGAAAGCAGGGCUUCUCUACCCUUUGAGUGUACACAAUCUCAAGCAACACCUGCCAAGAAUGGCUUUGACUUGACGGACUUUGGGACAAAAUGGGCUGAAAAAAUUACAUCUGAUCAAAGGCUGAAAAAAACGAGUCCUUCCUAUCAUAGUGUUGAUAACACACAAUCUGUAGUUGCAUCUUCAACAGAUUUGAACACAAAUCCUGACCAGGGCUGUGCUUCAAAUAGAAGCUCCUUCAUAAAGUCCUCGGAGGCAUCUUUCCACUCGAUCGUGUCCUCGUGCGGGGAUGAAGCGUCACUCGCCAGCAUUGUCGUUAAAGUUCCAGUCAAAGACUUACCCUGUGAAUCCUCGAGUGGCUCUGCUGCUAACCCUAACCUUAACCCUUCACAGCACAUGGCCGACAAUCUAGACUACGCCUCCACCAUCCCCACAUCGAAUCGUCCAACUUUGGAUGCUCGCAAGCUUAACCUGGACACCACUAGCAAUCACAGGACCAGGGAGAUCUACCCAGAAGAGAGCCCUGAAAGAGUUAGCAACAGCUCCGCAUCCUUACCCUCAUCACCCAACAGAGCAGCUCUGGUAGUAACAACAGCAUCACCUACGUACAGGUAUAGUCCCAGGACUAAUUUCCCUAACUCUAACAUAAUAGUGACAUCCAUUAACAAGUCACCCAGAGACAGAAAUAGACUAGAAGUUUCCGAACUGCAAGAACUUUUCGAAUCAUUAUCUUCCAGGAAAAGCCCGAUCAUCGCUUUCAAAAAUGAAACCAGGGAGAUUCAAACCACUCCUAAAGUCUCAAAACACACCAAAGGGGAAUACAAGGGGAAAGACAGUUAUCCGCCCUACCGAUCUCCACGUAAGGUAGAGGGAGAUAACCUUACGACUUGGACAAAUAAUUCCUUAGAUCUGACCCGUACAGCAACUUUGAUAGAUCACACACUUCCCGUUAGCCAGGAGAGCGGCAAGAAAAUCAAGCUGAACAUUUCUGACCUCUCCACGGACAGCUUCAAUUCUCUGUUCAUAGAGAACGCCAUGUAUCUGGAAGACGUUUCAAGACUCAAGAGAGGAGAAAGCCAGCUAGCCUCCAGAUCUACCGUCCCUCGCAAGCUAAAAGUCAAGAAAUUAUCCUUCCACAAGAAAAGUGGUAAAGAUGAAGACGGGAAAAAAAUAAAUUCAAGAAAUCCAAGCGCACAGACAUCAAUAGGAACUGGUGGAGGAAUAGAAGAACGCGAGAACUCAUGGUCAGCAUCUGAAGAGAAAACUACCAGCUUAGCCCAGGAGGCUGCCUACUUCGAAGGUCAGUUCUCUCCCACCACAGAGUCGAACAGGAUAACAGAGUUUGAGUCUCCGACCCUGUGCCUGAGCGAGAUCACAGAUUGCAACACCACCAGGAGCAGUUUCACCGAGGGUCUCCGAUCUUCCUCGGGGAACAAGUCUCACGAGACUCACCUCUCGAAGUUUUCCCGGCAGGAGCUAAAAUCGAGAUACGAGCAGGCCCGACAGAACUUCCAGGAAAUCAGGGCUGGCGACGAGGCAAACGAGGGCGAUUGCUUCAGUAAAACUUCACCACGCCCUGUGGUCUCGCACCGUGUUCAAGUAAGGCAGCAAGACUCUGAUGGUCGAGGUGGUGUGACAAAUGAAGAGGUCGACCCCGGACUCGUAUGGUCGAAGGUGGACGAAAUGGAAGCCCGCAGGCGCAGAAGACUUUUAGAGCGGGCUACUGACGUCUCUAGUGAGGACUCGCCAAGUUGGAGGUCAAAGGUAUAUCAUAAAGAGACAGCAGAAGACUCUUUGACAGGUAGAAGAGACAGAGCCGAGUCUCGGUUAGCCCAGUCGCUCUCACAGAAGGAAGAAACUAAGGAAAGAGUCAGCGCUGGUCAUAGGUCACGAAGAGGCGACGACAGUGGCAACAAUGAUCUGGCUGAGAGGCUAGCCAGGAGGAGAGCGCAGAGACUUGAAGAGCAGGCUGAAAGCUCCAGCCUAGACGGAUCUGCCGACGGGAAUAGGUUAAUGGGCAGGAGGUGGAGCAGAGACGAAAGCGUACGAUCCAUUGACAGCUCAGAGAACGGCGACGCAAACACUGGCGUAAUCAGCAGUCGCCGAACGAGGAGGUCAGAUGACGAUUAUUUCUCCAACAUCACCAGAAACUGUAGUGAAGAGAAUGAAAACGUGGAAGGCAGCAUUAGAUCGGAAAAUAGCGCUGAAAACAGUGGCAGACGCCGUUCGCAGCGCCACAGAAAAUCCGACAACUCUGAACCACAUUACUGGAACAGCAAAGACAGCGCCAACGGUUUCUCUGUAUCUUCCGACACCGGAGAUGCUUUCGCCAGGCGCCUUUCCCGAGACACAGACUCUCCUGACGAAUCCAGCGUCAACGUCCUUGACAGAAAAGGUCGUCGGCAACAGCCUUCUAAAGAUUCCGCAUUCUCCGAGCCCCGAGAAAAGAGCACAGAAGAUGUGUCCUUUGACCUCAACAACAGCAACAACAAUUCAUCGGCUCAGAAAGUACUGCUGGAGGAAACAAUGUUGUCGGCCAAAGCCCUUCGCGACCGCAGAAUCGAAGACUUUAUCCACGACUGCGUUGAGACAGAGUCUGCCACCAAAGACAAAGCGUGUGUCGGCAACAGUAACGGAUCACCCUAUCACCGCCAACAGAAGCCAGCUGACCACAAUUUCUCUCAUUCGCAGGAGCAGAGUAAGCCAACCAUAGCUGCUCCUUCCGAGAAACAGCAUUCUUCUUUCAACGGAAAAGACGUAGACAAGCCGUGCGAGGAAGACAAUCAAGCACUCAGCAAUUUUAAGGCCAGGCUUCUACGUCUGCGUGGAGUUGAGACAGAUGACACGGAAUGUCUUAAAGAAAACUCUGAAGAAGUCCCGAUGCCCCCUGAAACCAGAUCUAUACAGGAGUCUCACAAAACAGAAAUAUAUUCCGAAAACUCGAUUCCCGAAAUUUCGCAAACGAACAAUACCACGAACAACGUGGAUACGACCGCGGAGUCGGUCCUCGCCUCUUGCACUCCCAACGCAUCGUCUGCUACGCCGGAAGUGGAAAGGAAGAGCAAGCGGCGCGUCGAUAAGAGCGCCCUCCGCAAGUCGCCGCUCAACAUGAGCACCGGAAGUACGGAUCUAACGGACGAGACGCCCCAUUCUGAUCCGACACUGGAAGAUAGCAAGACAAGGCGUCGUACUGAAGGCUCCGUGGUGUCCCAGCAUGCAACAUUUUGGGAGAACCCGAACCCACAGCACGCCCCACCGCCCUCCAGAGCUCGAGCUAACAUCCCGACCAGGUACAUGGGAGACUUGUCAGCUAAGAUUAGUGCUAGCAGACAAAAGUUUAGCCAGCAAGCUACUGAGCCUGACAAGUCUGCCAGGUCUAAACUUGACACAACCAACGACGUCCACCUCAAAACGAAAAAAGUGGACCUGGGUCAGUUGAUUCAAAAAUUUUCCGGCUCCGAGUCCAACUCCGAGAAAUCAGAAACCGAAGCGGAGGCUACGACCUCCGCCGUGCAGCGGCCGUGGGUCCGACGACAAAAGGCGGAGGAGAUUCACAGUUCCAGUGAGGACUCGGAGGGCGCAAGACGGACACCUGAGAGAACCCAAAGCUUAAGGCGCUAUGGAGAGAAGCCGGCAGAUUCCUCUGUUUCUGUUAGCAGGCUUGAGAAAAGUGCCAGCUUUAGGUCAGAUUUUAUGUCCAGGAGGCUAGCUCAAAAUACAUCAGAAUUAACCAACCAAUUCGGUAAAACAAAAGAAGUCACGCCUCCCCCAAAAGAGGCCACGCCUCCCCCAAAAGAGGCCACGCCUCCACUUAAAGACACACAUUACCUUAGAGAGGCUUCACCUCUUAAGACCACUCCAGGCGUGCCUUUAGCUUCUGAGAGAACUCUGAAGCUCGACAACAAGACCAAAGAUCUUUCAGACUCAUCCUCUGUAGGAAAUGUCCCAAACAAUGCUUCGGAAAACGCACAUUCUCGGAACGACCCCUCAUCAAGAGCUAUUUUUAACUCUAUAAGAAACUUUUCGCCGGAGCCAGGCUCAACGUUACAAAAAGCACCUUCUAGCAUAUCUUCAGAUACUAAGCUUACAGAUUCCACAUUAGCAUCUCUGGGCAACAGAGCUUGGAUUUCUGGGUCAUCCAGGAGAUCCAACGCACCUUCCCAAACUGAAAAACUUGACGACAAACUAAAAAAAGACAACGCCCUUGAGACUAUUGGAUUACCCAGUAAAGAAACUUCGACGUUUCUUACCCACCCAGCAACCAGCACCACGAAAAAUGAUCUAGGAAAGGAUAAAAAGCCCGUCUUGACCACUCUCGACAAAAGCCUGGAGCUCUUGUCGAAGGUCACCGAGGAGUUGGACCAUCCGGAGCAGCCUUCGUCACUGCCCCCAUCUCCGCUUGACAUCACAUCUCCGAGAAAUAAGUCCAGGUCGCCCUCCAUCGAUGACGCUCAGAGGUACAUUCGAGAAGUUGAAACGUCUAUCGCUUCCAUUUCACCCAGAAGUUCUCCCGAGAAAACCAAAGACUCGAAUUCUCUUUCUUCGAGAUUUACGUAUAAAUUUCACGACGAGAACAAAGCCUUGGAAGAGAGGAAGCAGCAGGUAGACAUCCAUUCUGUAAGGGAUACAAAAUCAUCUGAUCGUGAAAUGAAAUUGGUUGAUAAAGGCCUAAAUGAAAAGACAGUGAGGGACAGAUCUCGUGACCUUAGUUCGAGAGAACGUGACACCAAAUCCCAAGAAUGUGAUCUGAAAUCCCAAGAACCUAGCUUCAAGAUACGUGAUCAUGAUAUCAAAUCGCAAGAACGUGACACCAAAUCGCGAGAGCGUGACCCCAAAUUACAAGAACGUGAUAUCAGAACAAAAGAACUUGACACCAAAACGCCAGACCGUGACAUCAAAUCACAAGAACUUAAUAUCAAAUCGCAAGAACGUGACAUCAAAACGCCAGAACGUAAUAUCAAAUCGCAAGAACGUGAUUUCAAAUCUCAAGACCGUGACACCAAAACGCAAGAACGUGAUAUCAAAUCGCAAGCUCGUGACACCAAAAGGCCAGAACCUAAUAUCAAAUCGCAAGACCGUGAUAUCAAAUCUCAAGACCGUGACACCAAAACGCCAGAACGUAAUAUCAAAUUGCAUGAAGGUGACGCAAAGGAAAGCAAUCUAACCAAUAUGGUGAAAUCUACAAAUGUGCAUCAAUUGCAGGAUGCUGAGAAAGGGAUUGAUCUAGUAUCACAGAAAAUCCCUCUGCAGCCAAGCCCUUCAUCGAUGGAUUCAUCCAUUGCAGAAACAUCAUUGAAGGCAGCCACCGUCUCCGCUCAUUUCUCUGUCUCGACAUCCUCGGGGAUGAGCAGAUCGUCCUCUUUUAAGGACGCCACGGAUCUGACGGAGAAGAGAAAAGGCAUUUUAAAAAGAGCUUCUUCACUAAAGAGUUCAGAGGGUUCCAGCUAUCCCAUCGUGGAUCCUCAGCUGGCCAAGAUACUCCAGCAGCGGAAACACCUGGUGGGUGAUGUGCUGGAGGAAGAGGAGGACAAAGAGGACAAAGAGAAGAAAAGGACUAUUUCCGCCACUGAGGAGAUACAAGAAAAUCUCAAGUACUCCAUGCAGAAGGCCGCCGAGCAGGGCAGGAACCCAGAAGAGGAUGAGGCCCUGAAGAGAAUGAGCGUCGCCGAGAGGGUUCAGUACAUGCAGCAUAAGAUGGAGGAGGAGAAGUACGCAGCCUCCGCUUCGAGGUCAAGGUCCGGGAUGUCAACUCCUAGGUCAAGGCCAGUGUCUGGGCUGAUUACUCCUACUCAGUUUAAGUACGAGGGCCCUCACAUGUCCUCUUCAUCCUCCGCCUCAUCCAUCUCAGCCCUGGCGACUGUCCCCGGGGCGAACAGCAGAAAGAGCAGCGUCACUUCCGUCGCCUCGGCGUCAGACGCUCGCCUGGCGGGCUCCACCUCGCUGUCCGGGCCCCAGCUGAUCGAGAAGCUGACAGAGAUUGCCGAGGCGAGUGAGGCUUUUCAGGAGCGGCGACACAGGUUCCAGCAGCGGAACAGGAACGACUGGCGCCACCAGACUCAACCAGUAACUCUCGAGGAAAUCAAUGCUGCUGACAGCCUCGAAACGGUCAGCGCCUUCCGUGCUCUGGUCCGCAAGAAAACGUCCAUCAACGCCUUUGACCAGCUGAAGGACCAGAGUGUCAGCAGGCAGCCCCUGCCCCUGGGCGGCAAGAAGGCCGAGUUCCCCCAGCAUCUGACGCCAUCGCCUAAAAACCAGAGGCGUGGCCGAAGAUUGCGGCACCGGACGCUGCCCGUGACGGCGGAAGAGCUCAACGCAGUGCCGGAGAAUCAGAUGCUCAUCAUGCACCCGGAGUGGGCAAAGACAGAAGACACUGAAGAGAAGAGAGACUCCAAGGCAGACUCUGGAAUACUGUCGGGUUCUGAUGUGGACCUGCUUCACGAGCAGUCUGGUGUCCUAGCUUCGGACCUAGAGUCUGGAGACAAAGAGCUGUCCAAGAUGACCAUCUCUGCCAGGGCCAACUUCUUCAAAGGUCUGGAGGAGAAGUCAAGGGCAGACCGCGAGAAAGAAAAGUCGGCCAGUGGGGCAAAGAGGUACAUCAUGAGGAAGAAGCGAGAGCGGUCCCAGACGAUGCCCGUCACUGACGACGAGCUGAUGGACGCCGCUGAGAGUGGCGAUGGCAGUAGUGAAAGCCCGAGGAUGGCUCAGUCGGAAGUGGUCAGCAGGUCCAGGUCCACGAGCAUUAGUGAGGCUGGGGAGGGCGGCCAACACGAUGAAGAUGAACUGACCAAGUUGAGUUUGUCGGAGAAGGUCAAACUGUUCUCCCAGCUGAAGGACAAGGAGCAGCAGCCGCCACCGAAAGUCGAGGCUCCCGUAAAGAGGCGUGGGAGGAAGCAGCCCUCCAGGUUUAGCACACAGCCGGUGACGUCAGAGGAAGUAGAACAGGCCGCGGCUUACUCGAGGAUAUCGCCACUGGCCAUGAGCCUGGUGAAACCACCGGAUCCCGAGAUGCUAAAGGGACUGCCCCUGAAGGAUCAAAGGGAGCUCAUGGCACAGCAUGCUGAGAUGUUCCUUUCCCAGAGCUCCUUGCGGUCUAUAUCAAGGUCAGGGUCAAACACCAGCCUCUCACAGCCUUCCUCACGGAGGGCAUCCGUUACACUGGAUGAUGCUGCAGAUAAGAAACCUGAAGUGGCAGAGGAGGAAAGGCAUGACAGAAGAGGUAUCAUGAAAGAUAAGAGUGCAUCCACCAAAGAGCUUCAUGAGAUCAAAAGCAUUUUACGAUCAGAGCCAGUCAAAGUGCCAUCUGAACCUGAGGUUCACAGCAUUCUGAAAAGCCCAUGGGACAAUCACACCUCCUCCUCUGAGCCUAGGGGAAUUCUCAAAAAGGCGAAAUCCGAGGACAUUCCCUCCAUAGAUUCUAAUGAGGAUCUCAAGAGCAUCCUCAAACACGAUGAAAGCGAUGAGGAGGAGAGUCACCUUAAGCCUAGGUCAAGGUCAAACUCACAGCCUUACAGUAUUCUCAAACGAGAACCAUCGCCUCAACCUGGUGAUCAUGAAAUCAGGAGCAUUCUCAAGACGCCUUCCCACGAGAAUGUCCCUCACCUCACCAGUGCCAUGAGAAGAGGAAGCAGUGAUUCUGAUUCCUUGGCCACAGGCUCAGGAGCCCUGAAAAGUGCUCUUAGGCACAGAGGGCAGACUUCUGAGGGUGAAGAAGGUCACGCUGAGGAGUCGGCAUCAACACCAGAACUUAAAAGUGCCUUGCACAAGCCCCAUGCAUCAAGCGUUGAAGACAUUUUAGAUGACGCCAACUCACAUAUCCACGUUGACCUUACCCUUUCAAUCUCAGGAACGGGACAUCAGGGAUCAUCUUCUAAAACGUCCACAUCAAAAUCUUCUGGUGCAUCAUCCCCACCCCGGAGUACUGGCCGAAGCUCCUUGGAGAAAGAAGAUGAAGUGAAGACCAUAUCGUCAAAGGCACCGGUUCAAGACUCCCUUUCAGAGCAGGCAACUGGUGAGAAGGAUACUCUCAAGGUCCCAGAAGACACAGAUGCCAGACUCAGCACAAGUGCCUCUGAAGGGGAAGGAGAAAGCAGUGCUGGGGAGCUUCUGGACGAGCCUCAGAAGAGGCUGAAAAAGAAGUCAAGGAUCAAUAGAGCCACUAACAGUGAAAGAUAUAAAACUCAGCCACCAGAACUUCCUGACACCUCUGCCACAACUAUCGAGCAGACAAGAAGGAAAUACAAGUAUGAGGGUAGAAAUAAAACCCAGCCAAUCACUACUGGAGAGAUGAGAGAAGCAGAGGCAGCAGCACCAGUGUCCAAUCUAGUCAAGACCCCUGGUGGGUCCAUCAGUGAAAGAUUGAAUCAGCUCAAGACCAGUGGCAAUGAAGAGUGGAAGAAGAGAGUAGAGAAAAAAGAUGACAUUAUACCUUUGGCUUCACCCAGCGUGGUCAAGCUGAGGGAACAGUCUGGCCCUCGUCCUCCUCGUCCAACAAGCAUCGCUGACCGUCUCAAUGAGCUUGAAGUUUCAUCAAAAACCUGGCAAAACAGGGUAGAGGAAAGUGAUGCUAAGCAGUUUACUGUAGCUGCCAAAUUGUCAAAUAAUGUAACAGAUAGCCCUCUAGUGAACAAGUUGAAAAACUUACCAAAGAAAGAAGGGGAUGGCAUUUCUCCACUGGCAUCUCCUGUCACUCCUACCAAAGAGUUCAUUGCAAAAAUACCACUUCCAAAAGACAUAGUCCAUGAUCCUUUGGCUAAAAUUCAGCCAACCAAACGGGAGUCAGAAAGUGAGGAUAAAAAGGAACCUGUCAGAGUGGAGGUGCCAAAUGUGAGUGAAGAGUUGCAGACAUUCUUCAAUGUGAAAACUAUUGAUGACAUCACAGACAGGGUUGAGCUGACCGUAGAUGAUUUUGACAACAUCUUUAUAGAGGCUGAGAACAUACUUCCAGCUGUACACAAGAUCAAACCUCAGAGAAAGGCGAGGCCCACCUCUCUCAACCCAUUGAAGUACAUGAAAGUUGAAAUUUUAAAUGAAUAUUUGGAAGUGACAUCAGGAGUGGCAGAGAAAGAACUGAGGCGGGUCAAAAGAGAAGGAUUGGCUAAAGAUGCAGGCUUUGCUGAGGCUGCAUUAGCAGGACUGGCCAGUAAAGAAAACUUCAAACAGGUGGAGCUGAGGAGAACAGAUAGUGGCUCUUCAGUUCACGGUGUGGCUCUGGAGCCAUACAAAGAUCUGAUGCUGUUUCACGUCAAGGGUCGUCGAACAGUCCAGACGCGUGUUGUGGAGCCCCAUACUAGAUCUGUCAAUUCCGGAGAUUGCUAUGUGCUUGUUACACCAGACAAGGUCCUUCAGUGGGAGGGACAGUUUGCCAAUGUCAUUGAGAAAGCUAAGGCCAGUGAAAUUGCCAGUUGCAUCCAGACCAAGAAAGAGUUGUGCUGUAAAAGGGCCAAUGAAGUUCUGACAGUCUAUCAAAGCAAGGACAAUUAUGGCAACGGAAAACUGUUUUGGUCUCUGCUAGAGGGAGAGAGGCAAAGCCAAGUCUGCGGUCCUGACAAUGAAGAUGAGCUGUAUGAGGCAUCCAUCACCAAGGCUAACAUGAUCUACAGGCUUGAAGGCAAUGCCUUGCUGCCCUAUACAGAGUACUGGGGGGACCUGCCAAAGUAUGAGAUGCUUCAGAAGAAUGAGGUGAUAGUAUUUGAUUUUGGCACAGAGUUCUAUCUGUGGCAAGGCAAAUCUGUGGGCAUGGAACAGAGGAAGCUUGGUUUGAAACUUGCUAAGCAAUUGUUUGAAAAAGGUUAUGACUACACAGAGAGUGCAAUCAACCCACUUUCUCCUCUCAGAACUGAAGAACAUGGUGGUCUACCUCUAAAAGCAGACAAACGUCCCCCGUGGGUCAUUUUUGGAAAAGUGAGUCAAAAUAUGGAAACUAUUUUAUUCCGUGAGAAGUUUGCUGACUGGCCAGAUUCGUCUCGCAUGAUUGGAGUAAAAGGUCUUGAUCUAAUAGGCUCUGAGAACACUAGUAAAGAUAUACAAGAGUUGAAGCCUUAUGAUGCCACUCUAAUGUUGCCCCAAAACUCUAGUCCAGUCACCCUGAAGCUGGAGGGCUCUGAUUUAGGUCGCGGGCUGAAGUGGGCUGAGGACAUGCAGGGUUUUGUUAAGGAACAAAACAUUAUUACUAUAAGUGUGGCCACCUGGCAUGUCCUGGAGUAUGAGCAUUUCAAGCUGGAUCAGGCCAGUCUGGGACAGUUCCAUGAAGGGGACACGUAUGUUGUCAGAUGGCAGUAUAUGAUAGCUUCAGCUAAUUUACGAAAUGUCAAAGGUCUAGCUAAAAAUAUACCAAAAGGAAGAGAAAGGUGUGCCUACUUUUUCUGGCAGGGCAGUCAGUCUACUAUUAACGAGAAGGGGGCCUCAGCUCUCAUGACAGUUGAACUGGAUGAGGAAAGGGGGCCACAGGUCCGAGUUUUACAAGGCAAAGAAAUCCCCUGUUUCCUGAACUUGUUCAAUGGCAAAAUGGUGGUGCAUAUAGGAAAGAGGGAGGAUCCCUCCACUAGUACUCAGGGAGCUUGGAGGCUAUUUUGUGUGCGUGGAGACUAUGAGAAUGAAACAUGUCUAGUUGAGAUUCCAGUAUCUAUUGAGCAUUUACGUAGUAGAUCAUCUUUAUUACUUUUGAAUGUCAAUACUGGCAUUGUGUAUAUAUGGCACGGCUGCAAGUCACCUAAACAUACCAGAGAAUUAGUUAGGCACACCAUGGACAAAUUUAAAGAGAGUCCACCUGCUGAGUUUGGCCUUCACAAAAGUGCAGUGAUUACCAUAACAGAAGUGGAGGAAGGAGAAGAGAAGAGAGAGAUCUGGGCAGCACUUGACAGUCGAGAUAGACAAUUGUAUCAUAGUUUAUUAUUAGAUCCCAAGCCAUACACACACACCAUACGUCUGUUCCACAUGUCCAGUGUCAAUAUGGUGUUUGAAGUCCAUGAACAGCUCAAUCCUUCCAGAGUGUCAGAUCUCACCACGCCUUACCCUUUCCUUCAGUCUGAUUUAUACAAAGCUGCACAGCCAGCCUUAUUUUUAGUUGACAAUGCUCAUGAAGUGUACUUAUGGCAGGGCUGGUUCCCUGUGGGGUCACAUGACACUGACAAUGUCAACACUGGAUCAGCCACAGCUCGCUUCAACAUGGAUAGGAAGUGUGCCAUGGAAACCACAUUGCAUUACUGUAAAGUGAAAAACCCAACUCACCCGCCAACAGCUUACCUUGUGUGCGCUGGAGUAGAGCCUGAAUGUUUUACAACUCUCUUCCCAGUCUGGACUGUGGACACAGUGGUCCAAGACAUAGCCCUAGAGGAGGGCAAGUCUAAAGGCUACAAAGAGAAAGUUUCAGAAGUCCACCACAGAUUGACCAAGACAAAAUACACACUGGCAGAGCUGCAAGAGCGGCCACUACCUGAAGGCGUCGAGCCAAUGAAACUAGAGUUUUAUCUGGAAGAUGUUGAGUUUGAGGAAAUACUUGGAAUGAAAAGAGAUGAGUUCUAUGCUCAACCUGCUUGGAAGCAGAGGCAGUUGAAGAUCCAAGCCAAACUGUUCUAGGCUGCGUGGACAUCGACCAGUGCGCAGGACUGUCCUGAACGUCUGUGUCAACCCAGAGCAUGUUUCAACUACAAGCAUACAGUUAUGCAAGACAACCAGAGAAACUCUCUCAAAGUUGACACAUUAUUGGAAACCUCUUAAGUGAAUCUGGAAUAUUCACUAGAAAAGUGAAUUUAAAUUCAAGGGUUUCCCAUUCAUUCUGUACUGUGGAUCUCAAAAGAUUGCCUGGAAUAAUAUUGUCCACUAUGCUUGUAAAAGAAGAAAAAAAAGAUACAUGUCGCCAACUUUAUCACAGCAGUAAGCUCCAUAGUGUACACAAAUCUUUGCAUAUGUCUUUCCUGUCCUCAGGAGCAUUGAGGGUGUAAUAUAUUUAUCUUAUACAAUAAUUCUAUGUCUAUAUACAUAGCUUGUGUUGAGCCGAUAUAACUUGUCUGUAGAAUAUGCCUGUAUUGAAAGGAUAUUAUGUACAUAUUUUGAUAACAAUUAUAGAAGAAAGAGAAGUAUCUUAAAAUAAGAACAUUUCCUAUACUCAGCACAUAGUAUAUAAUUGAAUAAAUUUUCUAUUUUAUUAGAGAUGUAUCUAAAUAUUUUGUAUUUUAUACUGUAUGUUAAAUCUAUUAUCAUAGUUGCUGAAAUUUUUAUAAGAAAUUAGAUGUCACAUAUUUUUUUUUAAAUCAUGGUACUGUGUGGCUAACUUAAUUACCUGCCUCCUCGACUCAUGCAGAUGUGAUUCUAAAUGUUGGCACAGUGAUACAGAAAAUGGGUCAUGAAUCAAUAUUGACUACUUCUAAUCCUAGUUGAGUCUAUUUCUUUACUAGGAAUUUAGAAAUUUCAUUAGCUAAUACACCUGUGGGUGUUUUUACAAAGGAAUUAAAGCAUCCACAUCACAUGAAGCUAGACCGGUUUGAAACCUGAACAAGGCCUUUUAGUUUAGCAUCACAACAUAUAAGCCAACCAUCACCUAUAUAUUAACAUAAAUAAACAUCAGAAAUCAGGAGAAAUAACUUAAGUUCUCUCAUUCAGCAUUACCUCUGUAAGAAAUGUGUUUGUGUUCAUAAUUGUGUUUUUUGUCUGUCAGUAUUAUUGUCAACACAAUGCUGUACACUUUCUAGUGAAUCAGUUUACUUCAGCAGAAUCCAUUUUUUGUUUCACAUCUUUUGUCUUUCCUAUUUUGCUACUUGGGAAUACAUUUCCCUGUGAUUUUCUUUUCAUGAUUGAUUAUUAUGAUUAAUAAUAAUCUGGUGCCCAGUUUGGCUGUGAAAAAAAUUCAAUUUUGGUUUAUUGUCGUCCUUAAAAAUGUGUAUUUUCUUCUCUGGUAGUUGCCAGAGUGAUUCCUUCAUGCCAUUGUUUGGUUGUAUCAUGAAUAUGGUCUCAUUUUGACAGUGUUUAUUCUUUCUCUGUCUUCAAGAUGUUCUUGGGUAGAUAAAAGAGUUCAACUAUAUCUUGCUCAUCAGAUCUUAAGUACAUUUAUUUAUCCCAUUAAACUAAUUUCAAAAAAACAUUUAAUUAACUAAGAUUUUAUAUGCAAGUGUUUUUGAUAUUACCAUUUAUAUAGGCUGUUCAUAAGUUAAUUCAGAAGCAUUUUUCUACUUCAGAAUAAUCACAAUAUAACAGAGGUGUUUGUUUAAUAUCAAUUCCAUUCGUAAUCCUAAAAGAAAAAAUGUAUGUUUAGUAAACAUGAUCAUUACAACAAAACAGUACUAGACCAUUGGUAUAAUAGCAUUAAGUUCAAUGACAUUGUAAUGAAAAUGUUAUUUUUGCAUUGAAAGUUGUUCAUUGGUUACUUUUUAUUUACCUAGCCAUUAGCCAAUUUUAUUUCAUCAUUGGAUGACAUUUCAAGUUAAUACAAAAGACUUUUAUUACACUGGGAAAUCAUUUGGAAUUUAUUUUUAAAAAAUGAAGAGCGGUUAAAUAAUUAUUUUUUUUCAAUAUUUUUAGAAUUUAUUUGUGUUAAUAUACAGAGGAUUACAUUUCUUUUCAACCAUACAAAUGAAACAAUGACAUUCAAAUGUAGAAAAUCACUACAUAGGUGUAUAUAACAAUUACAUUCUAAUAUAAAGUCCCAGUCGUCCCAGAUAAUUUCAAUGUUUUGAAUGCUGGAUAAAAGCUCUAUUUUUGUCUGUAGUGUUUUUCCGUUGUGUCCAAGGUUUUUUUUUGGCAUUGGGUAUUUCCAUAUCCCAGGUUGUGAAAUUCUUCAAACUACAGCUCUGGAUGAUGCCUUGAUGUAGACUGAUUUUAUAAAUAAGGUAUUGCUUUCAAAGAAAAAUGACUUAAGUUGAAAUACCUAUAUGUACACAGUUCUCAUUUUGAAACAAAAUUAUAAAUACAUAUAUAUAUAUAUAUAUAUAUGCUAAAUAUAUAUAGCAGUUGUUUUUCCACUGUAAAUAAACUGGCAAAUAUUCAACAAUGUCUUGUUUAUUGCAUAGAUAAUAAUGUGUACCAUUUGUUUGUACAAUCAUUUCUUAACCUGCGCCAUAUUAUGAGAAAAAUAAAAUUUAAUGUUACUUUA
Molecule: messenger RNA, 18665 nt
Organism: Biomphalaria glabrata
Lineage: Eukaryota; Metazoa; Mollusca; Gastropoda; Planorbidae
Product: supervillin-like
Exons: 38
Coding region: 320-16156 (5278 amino acids)
Biological process (GO): actin filament severing; barbed-end actin filament capping; actin polymerization or depolymerization
Cellular component (GO): cytoplasm; actin cytoskeleton
Molecular function (GO): actin filament binding; phosphatidylinositol-4,5-bisphosphate binding
Source: RefSeq, a predicted model, not a curated record